UAGACACAGAUUGCAAGUCGUAGAAUCAACUUCAUUCGCGUAUUGCAAACAUUUCCGAGAAAUAAAGCCUGCAUCAUGCCUAUCAUCUGGCUGCCGUGUGGUAGAUGAAUCGAAACAACGUGGUGUAAAGCGCAAGGAGUCGUCGGAGGUUUACAAAACUCACCGGUGAAUUUAAAUCGGUGUAGAAACAUUAAAGCGUAGGGUGCGGGAUAUAAAGGAGCCCCCGAAGGGUAUUUCGUAUCCCACCGCGCACGACAUCGGCUUGUCCGUGUCAAUCUGAUAACAGAUGGAAGACGGUACCAUCCAUCAGCUGAUUGUGCUAAUCGAGCAUGCCACCUUCCGUAGCAAUGGGUUCCUCAAGCCGAACCCGUACGUGGAGUUCUCGAUCGAUGGCAAGAGCUCACGCAAGACGGACUUCAUCAAGAACACCAACACACCGAAAUGGAACGAACGGUUCGCCAUCUUCGUGUCACCCGGCUCGCUGCUGCAGUUCCGCGUCCUCGACCAUUCCAGCUUCCGCAAAGACUCGCUGCUCGGCCAGCAGACGGUCGAGCUGGCGGGCAUCCUGCGGCACUAUAACGGUGUGCUGGAGCUGCUCGAGCUCAGCAUGGACCUACUGGUGGACCCGUCCGGCUCCUCUAAGACCAACGAACCCCGCCAGCCGGUGAAAGCCGGCGAGCUCGUGGUCGUACUCGACGGGCUGAAGAUCGAUAUGCGAAACGUCCUCGGUGGUAGCGGUGGAAGCGGUGGAGCCAUGCGAGGCAGCGGUGUCGGCAGUGAAUCCAACAUGGUCAAUGGCAAUGGGCAGCUGUCGACCAGCAUGGAUUUGGCACAGAACGGAAGUCACUUUCAUACGCUUCGGAGCAGCAUACUGAACGGUGGAAUACGGGCGCGAAUGCGUUUACGUGGCACCGGUGCCUCCCAGUCCCUGCCACCCGGUGCCGGACCGAGCAUGAAUCAGCUCGCACUGGUUCCCACGUCAUCGUCAUCGGCGUCAUCAUCGCAGCACUCGCCCGCGUCACACGCUAGCCAAAGCAAUAAUACUUCUGGCGCUACGGUGGCCGAGAACGAUCAGUUCAGUAUACACCAGUCGGCGAGUACGGCGUAUGGUGGAGCAAUGGGCAAUGGUGCAGCGUCCGGAACAUCUCCGAAUUCCGGGGCAGUUUCUUCCUCGUCCACCGGAGCGAUCCGUCGCAGUGGCAUCAAUUGGGAUCAGCAAAACGUGUCGCCGGUACCGUCCGUGACGGGUUCGCACGCCCGUUUAGGCCCGGUGUACUCCAACUCGUCGCAGGAGGGAAUCAUCAAUGGUGUCCCGGCGGGUGCUAUGGUGCCACCGGUGGGAGUUCCAGGUGGUAGCCCCGGUGGCAUGAACGGUGUCGGUGGUCCCAUUCCGAUGCCCAUGGGUGGAAGUCUAACCGAUCAGCAGUUGAUUCUACAACAUCAGCAACAGCAGCAGCAACGGGAUCAGAACCCGAUCGACGACGAACCGCUGCCGGCCGGGUGGGAAAUGCGGGUGGACAAGUACGGCCGCCGUUACUACGUGGAUCACAAUACGCGCUCGACGUACUGGGAAAAGCCGCAGCCCUUACCGGCCGGCUGGGAGCAGCGAAGGGAUCCGCGUGGACGCGUGUAUUACGUCGAUCAUAAUACGCGCACCACCACCUGGCAGCGACCGAACAGCGAGCGGCUGAUGCACUUCCAGCACUGGCAGGGUCAACGGCAGCACAUCAUUUCGCAGGGCAACCAGCGAUUUCUGUACCCGCAGCACGCGCAACAAUCGAACUCGAUCUCGGUGGCAAACGAGGAGGACGACGGGCUGGGCCCGCUUCCGGAUGGAUGGGAGAAGCGCGUCCAGCCGGACAACCGGGUGUACUUCGUGAACCACAAAAACCGCACCACCCAGUGGGAGGAUCCGCGGACGCAGGGUCAAGAGGUGAGCAUGCUGGCCGAGGGCCCACUACCACCCGGCUGGGAGAUUCGCUACACGGCCAACAUGGAGCGGUUCUUCGUCGAUCACAACAAUCGCAAGACGACCUUCGAGGACCCCCGCCCGGGUGCACCGAAGGGCGCGAAGGGUGUGUACGGGGUGCCGAAAGCAUACGAGCGAUCGUUCCGCUGGAAGCUCAGCCAGUUCCGGUACCUGUGCCAGAGCAACGCGCUUGCGUCACACAUCAAAAUCACGCUCACGCGGCAAACGCUGUUCGAGGAUUCGUACCAUCAGAUCAUGCGCCUGCCGGCCUACGAACUGCGGCGCCGGCUGUACAUAAUUUUCCGUGGCGAGGAAGGUCUCGACUAUGGUGGCGUUUCCCGCGAAUGGUUCUUCCUGCUAUCGCACGAGGUGCUCAACCCGAUGUACUGUCUGUUCGAGUACGCGAACAAGAACAACUACAGCCUACAGAUCAACCCGGCGAGCUACGUCAACCCGGACCACCUGCAGUACUUCAAGUUCAUUGGCCGAUUCAUCGCGAUGGCCCUGUACCAUGGGCGGUUCAUCUACUCCGGGUUCACGAUGCCGUUCUACAAGCGCAUGCUGAACAAGAAGCUAACGACCAAAGACAUCGAAUCGAUCGAUCCGGAGUUCUACAACUCGCUCAUUUGGGUGCGCGACAACAAUAUCGACGAGUGUGGGCUGGAGCUGUGGUUCAGCGUGGACUUUGAGGUGCUUGGGCAGAUCAUCCACCACGAGCUGAAGGAGGAGGGCGAUAAAGAACGUGUGACGGAGGAGAACAAGGAAGAAUACAUUUCGCUUAUGACCGAGUGGCGCAUGACGAGGGGUAUCGAAGAGCAGACGAAAACGUUCCUGGAGGGUUUUAACGAGGUAGUGCCACUGGAGUGGUUAAAGUACUUUGACGAGCGCGAACUGGAACUGAUGCUCUGCGGAAUGCAGGAGAUUGACGUGGACGACUGGCAGCGUAAUUCGAUCUAUCGUCACUACAACCGAAGCAGCAAGCAGGUCGUCUGGUUCUGGCAGUUUGUGCGUGAAACGGAUAAUGAAAAGCGUGCCCGCUUGCUGCAGUUCGUGACCGGUACGUGCCGCGUCCCGGUCGGUGGGUUCGCCGAGCUGAUGGGCUCGAACGGUCCGCAGCGGUUCUGCAUCGAAAAGGUCGGAAAGGACACCUGGCUGCCGCGAUCGCACACGUGCUUCAAUCGGUUGGAUCUGCCACCGUACAAGAGCUACGAUCAGCUGGUAGAAAAACUGAACUACGCGAUCGAAGAAACUGAAGGUUUCGGGCAGGAGUAAGGGAGCUAAAGGAUCCCUUUUUACUUGCACGAUCGGUGCACAUAAAGCAAAAAAAAAAGUAAACAAAUGUGAUCAUUUUAGGGCCGCAUGGGGAUUGGAGGAAGCGGUUGCGGUGUGGGAGAUGGGAUUCCGGAAAAAAUAACUUUUGAUAAUGUAAAAUGUAUGUGUAUACGUUAGUUGCAAAGGUGCAUGUUUAUGUUGUACAGGUUGAGACGAGGUAGAGGUAGUCGAACUUUGAUAGCGUCCUGAAAAAAUCAGGCCAGUAACGCAAGGUUCGUCCAAAACGUGCGUGAGCCUAUAGAUACUAUUUUCUUUACUGAAUGCGGAAUUGGGCUAGAGAACGUGAUAGCGGGUGCACAUUAUAAACAAUAGUUUGUUGUUAAAAGGGCCCAGGUCCGGGGGUCGACCAUGCACAUCACUUUUGUACAUACCAGAUAUAUGGGAAGAGGGAGAAAAGGUCGUUUUAUCUUCGGCAUCGUCUUUCAGUUACGAUAAAUGUGUGGCGUUUCGUACAGUGCAUUGGUAGCAAAAUAUAUGGAUAUUAGAUUAUUGUUUUUUUUUUAAACUCUAUUACACUA
Molecule: messenger RNA, 3819 nt
Organism: Anopheles coustani
Lineage: Eukaryota; Metazoa; Arthropoda; Insecta; Diptera; Culicidae
Gene: Su(dx)
Product: E3 ubiquitin-protein ligase Su(dx)
Exons: 6
Coding region: 287-3241 (984 amino acids)
Biological process (GO): ubiquitin-dependent protein catabolic process
Molecular function (GO): protein binding; ubiquitin protein ligase activity
Source: RefSeq, a predicted model, not a curated record